UAGCUGGAGAAAGAGAGAGAUACCCACCCUAUCGAAAUGUAUACAAACAGAGAUAGUAUUAUUUGUUUAUACGGUCUCGUGGAUCCACUUUUCUCUCUCAGUGAUAUACUAUUAUUUUAACAUAAAGCUUAUAUAAAAACCAUUUCCCCCACUCCUCCUCCUUCCUCCUCAAGUCACAAAAUAAUUCAAUAUACAGCCAACAGAGCCAAGUCCUUAAACCAGAAAAGAAACAGAAAAUGGGAAGAGACUGGUCUUGGCUCGGCGGAGGAGGUAAGAAGAAACCUUCAAGCAAGUCAAAGAAAGACAUCAACACGCCGCCCCCGCCUCCCUCUUCAUCUCCAGCCGCGCCUCCCUCUUCAUCUCCAGCCGGCAAUACUGCAACGGCGGCCGGAUGCAUGAGUGCUGUGUUUAACAUAUUCGACUUACAGCAUUUACAGUUUCCCAUUAACCACCACCAUCUUCAUCUUCCCAAAGGCGUUGAUGCGCCGAGAAACAGCCUGGAAUCAACGGAGGAGGAGGAAACUCCAUUUUCACCGACCAGAAAAGAUGGAAAUUUAAAUAUCUCUCAGAUGGGUAUUAAAAUCAAGACCAAACCACAAGCAAGAUCAUCAACAUCGUCACUUGCAGCGACUGAAUCUUACUCUCCGAGUGUAAAGACACCAACUUUGGUCGCCAGACUCAUGGGUCUUGAUCUUGUUCCAGAAAAUUACAGAUCAUCUCCUACUCCGUCUUCUUCUUCCUUAAAUGAUCUCAAGACAGCAGCAAGAUCUUCACACACCAACAGACAUAGACAUUACUCUCUCCAAAGAAACUCUGUCGACGGAGGAACACGAUCUCUUCCCGAGACACCGAGGAUUUCACUAGGAAGGAGAUCAGUCGACUGUUACGAACACCAACGUUCUUCACUUCAUCUACGAGACAACAACAACAACGUGUCGUCUGAAAGAGAGAUUGGUGUUAACAAUGUCAGGUGCACGAGGGUCAAAGAGAUGAAGAUACACGAAGAUAAAGAGAACCGGAGCCCACGUGAUUACGCAAGGCAGAUAGUGAUGCAGUUGAAGGAGAACGUCAGCAGGAGAAGAAGAAUGGGAACUGAUAUCACCAACAAAGAGCAACAACCAAGAGAGAGCCAUGAACCCAAGAAAGCUUCUAAGAUCACAAUCACCACACAACACGAUACAUCAUCCCCGAGAAUGGCACUAACAGAAGUCCCCAAAACCAAACCAGCAUCACCACUUCAGACAAAUAACGUUCCUCCCAAGACUCUGGAGGUUCAAGACAAGACCAGGCUACCAACAGUGCAAGAAGAGGAGCCACAGGGAUACAAAAAACAGAGAAAGUCUGUAAAUAAAAGCAAGAAACCAGAGAACUUCAAGUCAAGACUAGUGAAAACAAUGCAGGAGGAGCCGUUUGUUAGAUCACCAGCAACAAGUAACAACAACAACCACAACAAAAGCAAUAAUCUUCUUCUUACUCAAGGAGACAAGUCUUCUCUCUCAAUCAAUGAUAUCGCCAGCUUCAAAAGUGUUCCCUCUCUUCACACCAUCAUCAAGAAGAAAGAUUCAUCACCUCACAAAUCGUCAAAGUUACAAGUGGAAGCGUCAUCAUCGAGAAACAGAGCAUCAACAGAACCUCCUCGUUUCCAGAGCCAAUCAUCAUCAUCAUUAGAGUACAUCACAAGAACCCUAAGACGAACCGGAAUCGACAGAGACACACCAAUCUCAUACGCCAAAUGGUUCUCUCCUUCGCACCCACUCGAUCCAUCAAUCUUCUACUUCCUCGAGCAUUUCGCCGUCACCUCCACUAGACCUAGAAACUCGCUAUCUCUCCGAUCCAAUCGGAAGCUACUGUUCCAUCUAGUCGACGAGAUCCUCGCCGAUAUCUUGAAGCCGCAGAUCAAUCCGAAACCGUGGGUUUGCCGUUACCCGAUCCGAUCGCGGAGGAGUCUCAGAGGAUCGGAGCUGAUCGACGAGUUGAGUCGGAGAAUCGAGAAGUUUCCGUUGGCCGAGUGUUUGGUCCUCGAGGAUAUCGAUUCUCUCGUCGCCGGAGAUUUCCCGGAGACGUCGGCGGCUCAGUCGGGGUUGGCGUUCGAGGAGGAAGGCGAAGGGAUCGUCGCGGAGAUCGAGAGAGGGAUCCUCGAAGCGCUCGUGAUCGAAACGACGACGGACUGUUACGACACGUGGGUCAAAACGGCGCCGCUUAAGAGGAACGAUGAUGUCAGUGGCACGUGGGGAGUUCACGUGACGAGAUGCCCUUCGAACGCUGGGUCCCACCACGACUCGUGGUUGAGGCUUCAACGUGGAUAGAAAAGUGUUCCACAUGGCUGCCAGUCAUUGGCUUUUCUUUGUAUAGACCCACUUUUAUUUUUAUUAUUUAUGUUAAAGUUUUUUUGUAGCCGUUAUAGAAUAGAAUAUAAAAUAAUGUUUUUUCAAAUGUGAAGUGGUAUGGUCCUUUGUUGGAUAGAUCUGUCAGAUGUUUAUGUCCCCCGUGUAUUCCAACAUCCCAUGGGGUUUGCAUAUGCUAUGGUAGACUGAUGAAUAGUAUAAUUCACGAGUUUUGAAUAUU
Raphanus sativus (radish) is the source of this 2565-nucleotide messenger RNA. RefSeq lists its product as uncharacterized. The coding region runs from base 237 to 2306 and encodes 689 amino acids. NCBI's taxonomy places the organism in Eukaryota, Viridiplantae, Streptophyta, Magnoliopsida, Brassicales, Brassicaceae. The record is from RefSeq and is a predicted model, not a curated record. The transcript is spliced from 4 exons.